AGAUGCUCAAACAAAACAACUGCAGUCUGCUGUCACCAAUGUGGAGAAGCAUUUUGGAGAGCUUUGCCAAAUCUUUGCUGCUUAUGUACGGAAAACUGCCAGACUGAGAGACAAAGCCGAUCUCCUGGUGAAUGAAAUCAACUUGUAUGCCUCUACCGAGACCCCAAAUUUAAAGCAGGGUCUGAAAAGCUUUGCUGACGAGUUUGCCAAACUUCAAGAUUACCGCCAAGCAGAGGUUGAAAGGCUUGAAGCCAAAGUAGUUGAACCUUUGAAAGCAUAUGGAACCAUUGUAAAAAUGAAACGGGAUGAUCUCAAAGCAACAUUAACAGCAAGGAAUCGAGAAGCCAAACAGUUAUCACAGUUAGAAAGGACACGCCAACGAAACCCAUCUGAUCGACAUGUAAUUUCGCAGGCAGAAACUGAAUUACAGAGAGCCACAAUUGAUGCUACUCGAACAAGUCGUCAUUUGGAGGAAACUAUUGACAAUUUUGAAAAGCAGAAAAUAAAGGACAUAAAGAACAUAUUUUCUGAGUUUAUCACAAUUGAAAUGUUAUUUCAUGGCAAAGCUUUAGAGGUCUUCACUACUGCAUACCAAAAUAUACAAAAGAUCGAUGAGGAUGAAGAUCUAGAGGUUUUCCGAAAUUCUCUGUAUCUACCAGAUUAUCCAUCUCGUUUAGAUAUUGUAAGAGCAAAUUCAAAGUCACCUCUUCAGAGAUCAGUGUCAGCUAAGUGCACAUCUGGAACUGGACAGAUAGCCACCAGUCGAACAAGAAAAGACCAACAAGUAGAAGAUGAAGAUGAUGAAGAGUUAGAUGUGACAGAAGAUGAAAACUAAUUUUAAGAAAACUUCACAUUUCCAUUUUCAUGUUAAGUGAAAUCCAGGAUCACUUUAUACUCACUCAACAGCUCAAACUUCAAAAUGAAAUACUACUAUGAAAGAGGGCAGGGGCGGAGGUAAAGGCAGUUAUGCACACCAAAAGAAAAAAAAAAACAGUUUUUUUAAAUGUUCCAUACCAGUCUUUUGUUAUUGUUUUUUUCAAGACAGAGUUUCUCUGUGUAACGGCCCUGGCUGUCUUGGCACUCACUCUGUAGACCAGGCUGUCCUGAAACUCACAGAGAGCCUCCUACCUCUGCCACCUCAGUGCUGGGUUUAAAGGUGUGUGCCACCACAGCCAGGCUCAUGCCAGUCUUUCAGCAUCCUAUUUGGUAAUUUAUUUUUCUGUAUAUGUUUUAUUAAACAAACCAACAAAAAGGGUUAUGUAUUUUAAAGCAUUUCAGAUUUAAUGCACCUAUUAAAGAUGCAAAAGGAAUGGGGUAACAAAACAUUGAAUAAUUCCUUUCAGUUUCUUUUAGGCUAAAACUUGGAGUUUUGAAUACCAUAAGAGGUCAUUUAAUUCUAUGCCAUAAUGCCUUAAGUAAAAAAGAUUGCUUCUUUUACAUUUAUCAUAACAUUAUGUUUCAUCAUUUGGUGUAUAAAUUUAGUUUCUUCAGCAAAAGAAGAAAAGGUAUAGAAUGCUGACAUCAGGUUUUGUAAGUGUACAACUGGUUUAAAACAAACUGCUCUGACUCUAAAGCACUGUUCACUCUACUUAUGCAAGUCACUGAUACUCAGAAGGCAAGUGAUUUGUUAGAAAUGUGCCUCCCUCAUCAUAGGAUGCCAUGAACCACUAAACACACUCUUAUCAGGCCACCACAAUCAAUAAACAUGUAUGUACUUUAUUCCUAAAUCCACAAACUUUCAUUGUGGUUGACAUUUCUUUUUCUUUUGGUUAAAAGAAAUCUCAACGAAAUUAUUCAAAACAAUAAGUAUUGCUCCCUGAGAAUACUUUUAAGAUUCUUUUGGUACUUAAUUCCCUGGAAUUAAGGAAGGGAGAUUAUUACUUUAUUUGUAUAUUCUUGGUCAGUAUUCAAAUUUGAUGUUGGAGCUGAGAGGGAAAAUAGCUACAGUAUUUCGGUUGCUGCUCAGUACUAGUAACUUCUCUUAAGCAGCAACUGCCUCAUCUAUCAAAUAAUGCCUAAUACAGCAAACAGUUCUGAUUCUAUAGUUGCCGUUCCUACUUCAGAGAAAGAGCUCAGUGUGGGGUCCAAGCCUGCUAUCCCACUUUUAGAAGGCAGAGGCAGGGGAUUGGUUGUUCAAGGUCAUUCUUCGAUUCAGCCAAGUUCAGGGACCAGCAUGGUCUACAGGAAAGGAAAAAAGAUUACUUGUAUAAGACUGGCAGUGGUGGUGCACACCUUUAAUCCUAGCUCUCCGGAGGCAGAGGCAAGUGGAUCUCUCAAAGUUUCACGGCAGCCUGGUCAGUAGAAUAAGUUCCAGGACAGCCAGGGCUACUCAGAGAAACCCUGUCUCAAACAACAACAACAACAAAAAUUAUAUACAUGUAUGUAUAUAAAAAUAAAAGGAAUAUUAGACUACAUUUUACUAUUUGUGGGCAAUGAGGCAAAAACAAGGUCAUUAUAUGACUACUUACAAGACCAGUUAGGAUAUAACUACAUUUAAGAAUGUGAAAACUGGGCUAGGGGUUAGCACUAGCCUAUUGUGCAUGAUGAGGCCCUGGGUUCAAUUCCCAGCACAACUUAAAAAAAAAAAAGCCUCAACAUGGUAAAUAGCCCAUCAUUUGGAAUCUCUAAUAAAAAUUAAGGGUUGAUAAUCUUAAUAUAAUCAAAAGCCACUGAUUUGUAACAAUAUUCUCUCAUCUCCAGGAUGGUUUGACAAAUCUUAAAGGAUUAAGUUUUCCUUUCUAGACAUGUUUUCCUAUUUUUAUAAAGAGAAUCAACACUCUCCCAGUGUACCUACUAUUGAUAGAAAACUGGCCAUGGAAUUACUGAAGCUCGGUGACCAAAGCAUGAAGCAGUAGAACUAUCCUUUCAUGUGUCUGAAACUGACAUGUAUAGUUAGGCUUGGCAAACAAGGGAAAUACUCUGACAUGGUGUAAAUGUUAGCUACUACCAUGGCCAACUGAAGUUAAUUCACCAUGUUACUCAAGGCAGUAUUAGAAAGAGAUGUGCAAAACAGCUCCCAUACUGUUUAGUAAACAUUUUUAUAAUAAAGUUUACAAAGUAUUAAACCUGGGGCUGAGUGAGAUGGCUCAAUCAGUGAGGUGUUUGCAGCACAACUAUAAAGUCAAAAGUGCUGAGGAGGCACAUACAGGAAGAUGGGGUGAGGGUGCUGGCCAGUCAGUCUACAAGUUCAGUGAGAGACCUGCCUCACAGAAAACUUGAAAAGUGUUUAAACAAGACACCAUCAAACUCUAGCCUCAUACAAACACACCAGUAUAUGUAUACUAAGACUGAUAACUGAACUAAAAUGGCCACAGUGCUCAACUUGAAAAUCAAGGCAUGGGAAAAGAGACAGCACAGCAGUUGGCACAGCAGUUAGGUGUACUCCUCUCAGCUCCACAGACACAUGGUACACACACAUACAUGCAAAGCACUCAUCCAUAAAAUAUAAAUUAAUACAAGUCAAGACAUAGUGCUGUGUUUCCCAGCUGGUCUCUUAUCCACCACUCCCAGCCCAGCCCAAUUUGACAAGCAAUUAAAUACUCAAUGAUCUUUCAUUUUAA
This is a messenger RNA of Cricetulus griseus (Chinese hamster), 3560 nucleotides long. The record is from RefSeq and is a predicted model, not a curated record. NCBI's taxonomy places the organism in Eukaryota, Metazoa, Chordata, Mammalia, Rodentia, Cricetidae.